Molecule: messenger RNA, 3538 nt
Organism: Aspergillus candidus
Lineage: Eukaryota; Fungi; Ascomycota; Eurotiomycetes; Eurotiales; Aspergillaceae
Product: Hsp70 family protein
Exons: 2
Coding region: 188-3169 (993 amino acids)
Biological process (GO): cellular response to hypoxia; endoplasmic reticulum unfolded protein response; negative regulation of hypoxia-induced intrinsic apoptotic signaling pathway
Cellular component (GO): endoplasmic reticulum chaperone complex
Molecular function (GO): ATP binding; ATP-dependent protein folding chaperone
Source: RefSeq, a predicted model, not a curated record
CGCCAUUCUCAUUAUUCAUAUUCCAUGCUUACUGCCAGGUGUCCACUAUCCCAGUGCCUGGUGUUAUCCUCGAUGGCUUUUUGUACUUGAUUUAUUCUUAUCACAUUACGUCGUUGUCCCUGGCUUGGAUUGCGAUCUCAAUCCUUGACAGUCCAGUCAACUUUUGACUGUUUAAUAAUCAUUAGAGAUGGCUUCUGCCCGUCAACGGACACGAGGGAUUACCUCGUCUCCAAUUCUCUCCUUCCUCGUCCUACCGUUCCUCCUGUUUUUCAUCGCCUUUCCCGCCCCGGCAGCUGCUGCUGGAUCCGCAGUCCUCGGUGUCGAUGUCGGAACAGAGUAUCUGAAGGCGACGCUGGUCAAACCCGGAAUUCCCCUCGAGAUCGUUCUAACAAAGGAUUCCAAGCGCAAGGAAUCCGCCGCGGUCGCCUUCAAGCCCACCGGAGACAAUGCGCCUUUCCCCGAGAGAUUCUACGGUGGUGAUGCGCUGUCGCUCGCGGCACGAUACCCGGAUGACGUUUACGUGAAUUUGAAACCAUUGUUAGGAAUACCGUUCAAUGGUGGGGAGGAGGAGAUGGUUAAGACAUACCACGACCGGUUUCCCGCUUUGCGACUCGAGAAUAUUCCCGAGCGAGGCAGCGUCGGACUUCGGAGCAACCGCCUUGGAGAGGCCGAAAAGAAGGAAGCUUUUCUUGUGGAGGAGCUCCUGGCUAUGCAACUGAAACAGGUCAAGGCCAAUGCCGACGAUAUGGCCGGCCAGGGCUCCGAUAUCAAGGAUGUCGUCAUCACGUACCCCGCAUACUACACUGCUGAGGAGAAGAGGAGUCUGCAAUUGGCCGCCGAACUGGCCGGCUUGCAUGUCGACGCGCUCAUCAGCGAGGGUCUUGCGGUUGGCUUGAACUAUGCCACUAGCCGCACAUUCCCUAUGGUUUCGGACGGACUCAAGCCUGAGUACCAUGUGGUUUACGACAUGGGCGCUGGCUCCACCACCGCCAGUCUCCUUCGCUUCCAGAGUCGCCAGGUGAAGGACGUUGGGAAGUUCAACAAGACCAUCCAUGAGGUGAAUGUUUUGGGACUCGGCUGGGAUAAGACGCUUGGUGGAGACGGCUUGAACGACCUCAUUGUCCAGGACAUGGUCGCGAACCUUGUCGAGGACAAGAAGUUGAAGGAUAAGGUUUCUAUCGCGGACGUUCGGGGACACGGCAAGACGAUGGCCCGACUCUGGAAGGACGCGGAGAAAGCUCGCCAGGUUCUGAGCGCCAAUACCGAGACCGGAGCUAGCUUCGAAAGCCUGUAUGAUGAAGAUGUCAACUUCAAGUAUCGCAUCUCGCGCUCGCGAUUUGAGGAGCUUGCUAGUCAGCACAUCGAGAGAGUGAGCAAGCCGUUGGAACAAGCUCUGGAGAACGCCAACUUGAAGUUGAGCGACAUCGAUUCCAUCGUCCUGCAUGGUGGCUCGAUCCGUACGCCGUUCGUGCAGAAGGAACUGGAACGAUUCUGCGGAGGAUCUGGCAAGCUGAGAACCAGUGUCAAUGCCGAUGAGGCCGCUGUCUUUGGUGCCGCCUUCAAGGGGGCGUCGCUCAGCCCUAGCUUCCGCGUCAAGGACAUCCGCGCAGUCGAUGUUGCUGGAUACCCCGUUGUACUGAAGUGGCUCUCGGACUCCAAGGAGCGACAGCAGAAACUGUUCACCCCGACUUCGCAAGUCGGUCCCGAGAAGCAAUUGACUGUGAAGAACCUGGACGACUUUGAGUUCAGUUUCUAUCAGCAGGUGUCCACGGACGGCGGUGUAACGGACCAUCCCGUCCUCGGUGUGCAGACGAACAACCUUACUGCCUCGGUGGCCAAGCUAAAGGAAAGCUUUGGCUGCGCUCCGGCUAACAUCACUACCAAGUUCUCCAUUCAGCUCAGCCCUGUCAAUGGACUUCCCCAGGUUGUCGGUGGCUCUGUAAGCUGCGAAGUCGAAGACACCAAGCAGGGCGGUGUUGUCGAGGGCGUCAAAGACUUUUUCGGCCUGGGCUCCAAGAAGGGCGAGCAGGUUCCCCUGGGCGAAGAUGGGGAACCCAGCGAGUCUAUCACCCUGGAAUCCGAGGAACCUCAAGCCUCGACGAGUACAUCCGCCGAUGAAGCAGCCUCUACGGCUUCUGCCAAAGAUAGCAAGAAGAGUGCGCCGCUUACCAAGGUGGAGAGCAUCCCCAUCAGCUUCACCUCUACGCCUCUCGGGACUCCUCGGCCGUCACCCGCCGAGCUCACCCGCAUUCUCAGCCGUCUGGCAGCCUUCGAUGCUUCGGACCGCGACCGCGUCCUGCGCGAAGAGGCUCUCAAUGAGCUCGAAGCUUUCAUGUACCGCAGUCGGGAUCUGUCGGAGGACGAAGAAUUCGUCGAGUUCCUCAAGGCCGACCAGCUGGCGGACCUCAAGGAGAAAGUAGCGGCUGCGAACGACUGGCUCUACGACGAGGGCUCCGAUGCCAAGACCGCAGAAUUCCAGUCGAGACUCCAGACCCUGAAGGCAAUUGUGAACCCCGCGCUGAAGCGCAAGCAAGAGAGCUCACAGCGUCCCGCACGCGUCGAGCUGCUGCAAGACGUCCUGAAGAACGCCAAAUCCGUGAUCGACCUCAUGGACAAGCAGAUCAAGCAAGACGAAGACCUCCACUCGUCUAGCGUCGCCGCGUCAUCCACCGCUCAAGCCGAGUCCUCCGAGUCCUCCUCUACUGCCACAGCCAGCGAGUCAGCCUCCACCGCCGACCCUCUCGAGGACCUUGAAGCCGACCCCUACGCGACCACCACCCAGUCCACGAAGACGACAACCACAACCACAACCGCGAAAGUCACAGGGCCCAAAUACUCCAUCUUCCAGCCCUCGGACCUCACCACCCUCUCCAAGAGCUACGAGACCGCCAAGGCCUGGUUCGAAACCCAGCUCGCCGCUCAGGAGAACCUCGCCCCAACAGACGACCCCACCUUCAGCGUCGCCGAGAUCGACUCCCGCCUCAAGGACCUAGAGCGCUCCAUGAACCGCAUCUAUGAAAAGAUGGGCGCCGCGGCCGCGCGGUCCCAAAAGGACCAGGGCAAGAAAAACGGCAAGAAGGAGCCCACCGCCGAGAAGGAGAAGGCGAAGGGGAAGGGCAAGGAAAAGGAAAAGAAACCCAAGGAUCCGAACCGCAAGGAUGAGCUUUGAUCUGAUCGUGUUGUGUAAAUCAUUUUUCCAUACAGCGCCGUCAUGGUUUUUUUGCUCGUUCCUGCUUAACUCUUAUCUAUAUCCUAUCUAUUCUUGUUGACUGAAUGAUGUUGGGGGAGUUCGGAAUCAGCGUUUCUUUUAUAAAAUAUUUCUUUUUUGACCACCUUAUUCUAAGUUUUCUUUUUGUGUUUGUGCUUGUAGUAUGUGGUGACCAUGUCGUGGAUGGGAAGGGAUGAGAUGAUUGUAUCGAUAUUUGGCUCCUUCUUCUUUUCCUCCGUGUGAUCUAUCUUGCCUCUGAUUCUGCUGCUUGGUUAUCUAUGUAAACUACCUUUUCUACCUAGACAAUCUUGAUCGUCUGUCCAUGCAGUG